Molecule: messenger RNA, 1818 nt
Organism: Equus quagga
Lineage: Eukaryota; Metazoa; Chordata; Mammalia; Perissodactyla; Equidae
Product: granulocyte-macrophage colony-stimulating factor receptor subunit alpha-like
Exons: 11
Coding region: 105-1649 (514 amino acids)
Biological process (GO): cytokine-mediated signaling pathway
Cellular component (GO): membrane; external side of plasma membrane
Molecular function (GO): protein binding; cytokine receptor activity
Source: RefSeq, a predicted model, not a curated record
CUGCAUGGAGGGUCCAUCCGUGGACUCUGAUCCGCCACGUUGGAGUCAUGGUGUAGUCUACACUCGCAGUGCAUGGAGGGACCAUCCGUGGGCUCUGAUCCGCCAUGUUGGAUGGCCAUGGUUUGGGGUCUCCCAACCCUCUGCAUGGACGGACCUCACAUCUGAGUGCUGUGCUUGGUGAUUCAGUGCCUUCGAUCCAGCCGUUAUUUCUCCCAGUUACAGACACUGAUGAAGCCAGGCUGUGUAGACAACCACCCUCAGUGAUACAGAAGGUGACACGGAAUCAUGGACGCCCUGGAUCAAUAACGGCAGGCGGUGACCCCGGGCUGACCCCAGGCUGGUGGACCCUCCCCAUGAGGCCCGUCCUCUGUUUUUUCCCCACACCGUCCGCCCGGGGAAACACCACCGGUCCGCACGCCAUGGGGCCCCUGGCGCCGGCCAUUGUGCUGUCCGUGCUGCUGGACCCGGCCUUCCUCCUGACGCGGGAGCUCCAGGAUCUUCCGAGCGCGGCCCCCGUCCCCAGUCUGCGCGUGACCUUCGACCCGCGGAAGCUGGAGCUGACCUGGGACUGCGACGAGGACCCCACCUACGUCGAGUGCGUCAUGCUGCACCCGGACAAGGGCCCGAUUUCCUUAAAGCCCCGGAAGAAAGAAUGUCGCUGUGUGUUUCCAGACUGCGCCCUGCACCAGGGCGUCACGCUAACCGUGACGGUCAACACCAGCCAAACGCAGGUUUCGGAGAAGCUCGUCUACACCAACCCAGGUGGUGAGGGCACCGCCGCCCAGAACUUCUCCUGCUUCAUCUACAACGUGCACUUCAUGAACUGCACUUGGGCCCCGGGCCGCGCGGCCCCCGACGACGUCCAGUAUUUCCUGUAUAUACGAGACUCCAAGAAGCGGGAGAGGGAAUGUCCCCGUUAUGUGAGCGACUCGGGGACCCACGUGGGGUGCCACCUCGACGACCUCUCGGGAUUGACCUCUUACAAUUACUUCCUGGUGAACGGGACCAGCCAAACGACGGGGAUCCAGUUCUUCGAUUCCGUUUUGCGGUCCAAGCAAAUAGAGAGGUACAGCCCGCCCGCCAACAUCAGCGUGCAGUGUAAACCCUCGAGCUGCCUCAUCCGCUGGGAGAGGCCCAGCGCACACUUCCGCCUGGACGACCGCGACUUCCAGUACGAGCUGGUCAUCCAGAGACAGAGCCGCACCCAACCCCCUGAAUACCCGAUGAGGAUCGAGGUGCCGGGCGACUCGCAGAAUCAAUACCUUUUCCCGAGUCUGGAGCCCAGACCGAAGCACACGGUGAAGAUCAGGACGGGGGACGCCCGGGACGCCCAGGACCCCCGCUGGGGCGCCUGGAGCCGGCCUGUCGAGUUCGGCUCCGAGGACCCGGAUGCGGGGGUCGUGCACGUGUACGUGCUCGUCGUGCUGGGGACCCUGGGCUUCGCGCUGGCGCUCGGCUGCCUGGUGAAGAGGUUCCUCCGGAGACACAGUCUGUUCCAGCCGGUCCCGCGCAUCAAAGACAAACUGAACGAUAACCAUCCGACCGACCUCCAGGACGUCUGGGAGGAAUUCCCGGCGGGGGCCGGAAAAGCCGAGCACGAAGAGGUGGUGACCGUCCAGGAGGUCGACAGAGCCCCGGUCAGCGGGUGAAAGGUCACGGGCACCUCCGGCCCCCAGACACCCCGGAAGCCGCCCGGGUUUUCUCAAAACCGUUUUAAGCGUUUCUGCAGCUAUUUUUCUACUUUUUAUUAAAAAAAUAAAUGUGAAGUUGGGCCAAGAGGCUUCCCGAUGGGGGGCCGGAAAAAAGGCCCAAAGCUUA